AUCACUAAAUGGUCUCUGCAUAUUUGGUCCAGAGUGCCAGACAGUUUGUGAGACUGUCUCGGUCUGCUCAUUCCACAAUGGCAACAAGAUCCUUUGCCACCGUCAAGAACCCUGUUACCGAAAAGGACUGCAGCUCAAUCACUCCUCCUUAUGCCAAACUGACAAAGAACCUGAGUAUUGUCCAGCGUAUCUUGAACAACCGCCCUCUCACCUUAGCCGAAAAGAUCGUCUACUCCCAUCUUACAAACCCAGAGGAAACAAUUCCCGUCCGUGGCGAGACUUACCUCAAACUAUCUCCUGAUCGCGUUGCUAUGCAAGAUGCUUCUGCUCAGAUGGCUAUUUUACAGUUCAUGCUCUCAGGAAUGAAGACCACCGCCGUACCUUCUUCUAUUCACUGUGACCACUUGAUUGUGGCUCACGAGGGUGCCGAUAAGGAUGUCGUUUCUUCUAUUGCCAACAACAAAGAAAUCUUUGACUUCCUCCAGAGCUCUGCCCAAAAGUACGGCGUUGCCUUCUGGAAGCCCGGAAGUGGUAUUAUUCACCAGAUUGUUCUCGAAAACUAUGCUGCCCCUGGUGGUUUGAUGCUCGGUACUGACUCCCACACUCCUAAUGCUGGUGGUCUGGGUAUGAUUGCGAUUGGUGUCGGUGGUGCUGAUGCUGUGGAUGCCAUGGCUGAUAUCCCUUGGGAACUCAAGGCCCCCAAGGUUAUUGGUGUAAAGUUGACCGGCCAGCUCCAUCCAUGGACAAGUCCCAAGGAUGUAAUUCUCCAGUUGGCUGGCCAAUUGACCGUCCGCGGUGGUACCGGUCACAUCAUUGAAUACUUUGGCGAAGGUGUUGAUGCUUUGUCCUGCACUGGCAUGGCAACAAUGUGCAAUAUGGGUGCCGAGGUUGGUGCCACUACUUCCUUGUUCCCUUACACUCACCGCAUGCGAUCUUACCUUGGCGCUACCGGACGUACUGAGGUUGCCAAGGCUGCUGAUGCCAACGCCAACUUCUUACGUGCUGAUGAGCACUGUGAGUACGACAAGGUUAUCGAGAUUGAUCUCUCCAAGGUCGAGCCCCAUAUCAACGGUCCUUUUACACCCGAUCUCAGCACUCCCCUGAGCAAGUUCAAGAGCUUUAUUGAGGAGAAUGGCUGGAAGGAUGAUUUGUCGGCAGGUUUGAUUGGAAGCUGCACAAACUCUUCUUAUCAGGAUAUGUCUCGUGCUGCAUCAAUUGCCCAACAAGCGUCUGAUGCAGGUGUCUCUGUGAAAUCCAAUUUCUUGGUCACCCCAGGUUCAGAACAGAUCCGAGCAACCAUUGAGCGCGAUGGACAGCAGGCUGUGUUCGAGAAGGCCGGUGCCCAGGUUCUUGCCAACGCAUGUGGUCCCUGUAUUGGUCAAUGGAAGCGGACUGAUUUAGAAAAGGGCGCCCCUGAGAAUGCCAUUCUGACAUCUUUCAACCGUAACUUCCGCAGCCGUAACGAUGGCAACCCAAACACCAUGAACUUCUUGGCCGCUCCAGAGAUCGUCACUGCAAUGGCAUUUGCCGGUAAAUUGAGCUUUAACCCUAUGACUGAUGCCUUGCUGGACAAGGACGGAAAGCCUUUCCACUUCACCCCACCCCAAGGAGACGAUCUUCCUCGCCUUGGCUUUGAGGCUGGACGUGCUACUUAUGAACCUCCAUCACCUACACCUACACCUGAUCCCAGUGUUGAUAUUGCCGUGUCACCUGAGUCUAGCCGUCUUCAAGUGCUUGAUGCAUUUGAACCCUGGAAUGGAGAGGAGUUCAAGAAUGUGCGUGUAUUGGUAAAGGUGCAAGGAAAGUGCACAACAGAUCAUAUCUCUGCUGCUGGGCCUUGGCUCAAGUACAAGGGUCACCUUGAGAACAUUGCCGAGAACACUUUGAUCGGUGCCCUGAACGCAGAUAAUCAGAAAAUCAACAUGGUCCGUGAUGUGACAACAAACCAGGAAGAACCCCUCCCUGAGGUUGCCAAGAGUUACAAGCGUCAGAAUAUGCCUUGGAUGGUAGUUGCUGAUCAUAACUAUGGUGAGGGAUCAGCACGCGAACAUGCUGCUCUUCAGGUCCGCUACCUCGGCUGCCCUCUGAUCGUGUCCCGUUCGUUUGCUCGUAUUCACGAAACUAACCUCAAGAAGCAAGGUGUCCUACCUCUCACCUUUGCUAAUGAGGCCGAUUGGGAAAAGGUUUCUGGUGGUGAUGUGAUUGAAACCGUAGGUGUAGCAGGUAUUGCACCCGAGAAGCCUGUACAGCUUAUUGUGACCAAGGAAGACGGUACCAAAUUCAGCAUUGAUGCCAAGCACACAAUGAGUCACGACCAGAUCCAAUGGUUCAAGAAAGGAAGCGCUCUCAACUUGAUCAAGGAAAACAUCUCUUCGAACCUGUAGCUUUCUUCUUCUUCUUUUUUUUUGUAUUUAUUUAACUAAUUGAUUAUACACACAAUAUAUAUGUAUAUAAUAUGCCUAUUUAUGUGUGUAUAAAUAUCCGAGGUACAAUAACUUGUAGACAUUUUACGCUUAUCAACUCAACAUACACAUAACAUUCAUCAUUCUAUAAAAACUUGCUUUCUUUGUUUCCUUU
Molecule: messenger RNA, 2577 nt
Organism: Phycomyces blakesleeanus NRRL 1555(-)
Lineage: Eukaryota; Fungi; Mucoromycota; Mucoromycetes; Mucorales; Phycomycetaceae
Gene: PbAcoa
Product: aconitase
Exons: 8
Coding region: 9-2384 (791 amino acids)
Biological process (GO): tricarboxylic acid cycle
Cellular component (GO): mitochondrion; cytosol
Molecular function (GO): aconitate hydratase activity; 4 iron, 4 sulfur cluster binding
Source: RefSeq, a predicted model, not a curated record